CAAUGCAGGAUAUAGCAUUAAGUUUUAAAUAAUAUUUUACCAUAAUUAUUAAUUCUUUUAAUUUUCAUUUAAUUCUUUUAAUCAACACAAAAAAGAGAAACGAAUCCACGGAUUAAUUGAAUGCAGAUUGAUUAUUCGAUGAAUCAUCUAUACAAACAAUUAAUGAGAAAGUUCACAGAGGGCACACAAAAUAUUUGAAAACAAGCGGACGGUUUGGUAAAGCUUUUGUCUGAGAAGCAGAUAGAAAUUUUGUCCGACGAGUCCUUUCGUGUAUGUUUACGAGACCGUAAUUGUUCCGCGGCAACGUCGCAUAGAAAAGCAUCGUCUACUAAACCAGUAACAGUAAAGAGCAUUAGAGUUUUGGGAAUUUCGAGUGAUAUUUACAAUCGACAAAGCACAAAUUUGCAAAAUGCAAGGCAAGAAUAUUCUCUCUUACUCAAUAUUCCCAAUAAAUAUUUAUAAUGCUAUUAUUAUGUUAGCUAUGUGUGCGUCCACGUAAUAGCACGGCCGUAGCGUGACCCACGCAAUUACUGACUACCUGCUUACAAACGAACGAACGAACGAAACGACAAUCGAUCCUCUGUCGUGGUGACGAGGCAGUCGUGGUUCGACCGCAGCGGGCGGAAAUAACGCGGAGCGUCGGGCGGCAUGCCGCACGUGGCACAGCUGAUGAACAACGGCACUCGGAAGGAAUCUCUGAUGGCGAUCCUGUCGGGAGCCGGCGUCGAUGUGAUGAACGAGUCGCUCGACUACAAGCAAUUCGAAGCGCUGUGUGCCCAACUGUUCGGCACGGACGAGGUCGGGGAGCACGAAUGGAGGGUACGCGAGGUCUUCGAGCUAUUCGACGCAAACGCAGACGGCGCACUGAACGAAGAAGAAUUGCAUAGAUGUCACGAAUGGAUAAACGCGACCGUAAAUCCGGUGAACGUACUGCUGAUUGUUGACGUGCAAAAUGAUUUCAUUGAUGGCACAUUGGCUCUUCGAAAAUGCGAGUAUGGACAGGACGGGGCAGAAGUGAUAAAACCGAUAAAUCGACUUUUGAAAUAUGGGCGAUGGGACAAAGUGAUAUAUUCACUCGAUUGGCAUCCCGAGGAUCAUAUCAGCUUUUUCGAAAAUUUAGGAAAACGCGAGGUUCAUUCAGAAUCUAAGGUCACUAAGAAAUCGGCGAAAGUCUUUGACACUGUCGUUUUCUCGGAACCUCAUGUGACACAGAAGCUUUGGCCAAAGCAUUGCGUUAUGAAUACUUGGGGUGCUGAAUUGCACAAAGAUCUUCACGUUGUACCUUCUUCCGAGAAGGUAUAUAAGGGUCAGCAUCCAGACAAGGAUGCAUAUUCAGCAUUCAAGGAGAAGGAUGUGGAUGACACUUCGCAGGUGGAAAAAAUUUUGCUAGCAAUAGGUGCCACGCACUUGUACGUUUGUGGCAUCGCCUAUGACGUAUGCGUGAAAGAGACAUGCCUGGAUGGCCUGCGAUUAGGCUAUCGAUUGGCUGUCAUCGACGACUGCUGUCGCGGUGUAAAAGCCGAUGAUGUAAAGGCUGCCAAAAGUUUAAUUAAGAAGAAUGGUGGCUUGGUGACAUGCAGCUAUAAUGUUCUGUCUAUGGUGAAUGAAGGCAAGCGUAGUCUGGUGAUGGCACAUAAUGCCGCGAAGACGAUGAUUUGAACAAAAUCUUUUGUAGAAUUCUGUAUAAAUGUCUCUGAAAAUAUGGUAUCUGUGCGGACGUUGGUGAAAACUUUAUUUAAAGAUUAUAUGUUAACAAUAGAUAGGGAAAUCAUUUUGUAAACGAUAAUUUCCUCGCUUUUGUUGUCAAGUACUAGUUUUAGUAUUUUUUUUGUAUUUUUAAGUUUUAGAUGCGUUAAAUUACACGAAACAAGGUAUUUUGAAGCAAUUUCUCUCUUCGUUGUGUAGUAUAAUGUUUUAUAUAAACAGGAAUUUGAAAUCGUAGCAUUACUUAAAAAUAAUUGUAAAGCUUACACGUAUGAAUAUGAAGCUUAUACAUAUCAUAGAAAUUAAUUUCUCUCAACAAUCUUUACGUUUUGCGUGAAUUGUUAAUUUAGAUUUAUUAACAUUAUUGAAUCUUUUCCUUAUAGAAACUUUAGAUGUAUUUUUCUUAAUCGGUAAGAUCUUACAAUUAGUACACAUGCAUAUAGUGUACAUAAUAUUAUCCUAUGGAAUACAAAUACGAUUGUACUUAAAUUACUCUAAUAAGAUUUAUAUAAAUUACUAAAAAAAUUUAUAUUUAC
Messenger RNA from Ooceraea biroi (clonal raider ant), 2240 nucleotides. RefSeq names its product nicotinamidase. Lineage: Eukaryota; Metazoa; Arthropoda; Insecta; Hymenoptera; Formicidae. The record is from RefSeq and is a predicted model, not a curated record. Gene Ontology annotation, molecular function: calcium ion binding.